GUUCCCGUGCCUGCACCUGGCAUUUCCAUCAACAAAUACCUCCAGCAUAUCAUUAUCACCCCUAGCAAUCCCUCCAGCUCGAGCAAUGUGCUCAAUCGAAGAGUGAAUGCGAUUCUAAGCGCGAGACGACAACACUCAUCCACGCCUCCGAAGCUCCGUCAUUGUUACCACCACCCCCACCCACCACCAGGAUGCCUCUCUUCGACGCGCGCGACAUCCUCUCCUUCCCCGGCGGCAACAACGCCAGCGACACCGUCAUCGCGGGGAUAAACUUCAAUCUCACCACUCUCCAGCACUGGAACUACACCCUCUACUCCAAUGGGACCCUCUCGAACAACUCAAACUGCUUCCUCACCUUCGAGCCAUACACCCCGCACCUCCUCGCCAACGGCACAUUCCUCAACACGACAUCAUGCUACAGCCCCUUAAACGGCCUCGGGAACCGUGCGAAGCCCGGCAUAGCCCUAGGUGUCUUCUUCGGCCUCAGCCUCGUCUUCACAAUGAUCAACCUGCGCAAGCACGGAAGGCUCUUCCUGCCAUCUGAGAAGCGCUUCCACGCCAUCGGGCGCCGCUGGCAGUGGUACUGGAUGCUCUGGGUAGCCGGAUGCGGGAUGGCCAGCGGCUUCACCAGCGUCGACGUCGACCGCUACUACCUUCCCGAGUGGCCACUGAUCCUCAACUCCAUCUUCUGGUACCUGAUGAUCCCCAGCACCCUAGCCGUCGUAUGGGAAAGCGUGCGCCACUGGGGAAGUUGGCAAGAGCGCCAAGUCAUCGACCCAGACCCCUUCAUCCUAAGCCAAAACGACAAAAGAGGCCGGAGGGAAUUCUACAUGCCCCUCGUCUUCUACGGCUUCGGCUUCCUCCACUUCUUCAUGGCCGUCCCCCGCAACUGGACACCAAUUUCCUACCAACGCUCCCCCGACCAAACCCUCCAAGUCGCCGCUCCCCAAGCGACAGACGGGCGCUUCAAAGCCGGCGCCGUGUUCCUCUUCUUCGCCUGGUGCACCAUCCUCUUCUCCCUCGCCCACUCCAUGCACUACUACACCCCGCGCCCCUCGCUCUUCCGCACCAUCCUCUCCACCCCCCCGGCCUUCCUCCUCACCCUCCCCCUCUCCCUCACAAUAGUAGCCUACCAAUUCCUCUCCGCCUUCUCCUUCGCUCACUCCCCGCUUAACCUCCACGCUUCCCCAGCAAUAAUCUACCCCCUGGGAUGGGCACCAAUCGUGUUCAUCUUCAUCAUCCACGAAAUAGCGGGGUACAUCCACCCCAACGAAGACCGCGAACUAAUCCGCCAACGCCGCCUCCGCGGCCAGGAACUCGACCGCGAAAUGGGAUAUACGCGCAAACCCCCCUGGUGGCGCCGGUUGAACGGCAACCAAAACAUGACCGUGCAGCAAGCCCUCGCCCGGAACGCUCAGGAAGUCAGCGGUACCGCUCCCAGAACGGCGGAUGGCUCGGUGGCGAAAGAUGAUGUGGAGAUGUCGCCUAUGCUGCCGUCGAAGCGAAAUCUAGAUCGCGAGGUGAGGAUUGAUAAUACACCCGCUGGUCGCGCGCUAGCGCGUCGCGAGGGCAGGAAGGAGGCGGAGCUGGAUGAGGCGCUGCGAGAGGCGGCGAGAGCGCUGUUCCCGGCGCCGGCGGAGAGGAAGAAGACGGAUCCGGCGUAUUUGAUGAGUGAUGAUUUGGAGGAUCGCGGACGGCCGGGGGUGGGGACGGGGGCGGGCGUGGGGGGGGAUGAGAGUGGGAGGAGUGGGAGUACGGGGAGUGUGGAGUCGGGGACGACGAUGGUGGGGGCGAAGCCGCAGGUUGUUAAGAGUAUGUUGGAUAUUUAGGGUAAAAAGGGGGGGAUGGGGUUGUGGUUGGUCUUGAUUUGGGGGGUUGGGAUAUUGGGAUUUUGGGAUAAUUAGGGGGUAUUUGGGAUGGGAUAUAACUAUGGCAUAAAAUGGUACAUACACGGCGGCGGUUAUGGGCGUGGGCACUCGAAUUCGCUUUUUUAAUAUAUAUUGAUUCAUAUACAACUUCUAUACUUGCA
Messenger RNA from Pseudogymnoascus verrucosus, 2029 nucleotides. RefSeq lists its product as uncharacterized. The transcript is spliced from 2 exons. Bases 192 to 1829 code for a protein of 545 amino acids. The record is from RefSeq and is a predicted model, not a curated record. Lineage: Eukaryota; Fungi; Ascomycota; Leotiomycetes; Thelebolales; Thelebolaceae.